Messenger RNA from Vigna umbellata (rice bean), 1965 nucleotides. Lineage: Eukaryota; Viridiplantae; Streptophyta; Magnoliopsida; Fabales; Fabaceae. The record is from RefSeq and is a predicted model, not a curated record.
AUGAUGAGAAGAAUUUACCAGCAGUGGACAUUUUUGUAUGCACGGCUGAUCCAAAACUGGAACCUCCAUGCAUGGUGAUGAACACAGUGUUAUCAGCAAUGGCAUACAACUAUCCUGCAAAUAAAUUGAACGUGUAUCUCUCUGACGAUGGAGGCUCUGAGCUAACAUUCUACGCUCUCUUAAAGGCCUCCACUUUUUCCAAACAUUGGUUACCCUUUUGUAGAAGAUUCAAUGUUGAGCCUAGGUCCCCGGAAGUCUUCUUUGCUCGUCCCCAAAAUUCAAGCACUAGCACUGAGUAUCAGAAAGCAUAUUUACAUAUCAAGAAAUUGUACGAGGAAAUGAAAAGUGAGAUUGAAUCAGCAGCAGUAAAGGGAGAGCUUCCAGAGAAUGUGAGAAAUGAGCACAGGGGAUUCUCAGAAUGGAACCCAAAAUCGACAAAGCAGGAUCACCAGUCUAUUGUGCAGAUUAUAGUGGAUGGAAGAGACAGAAAUAGUGUAGAUGAAGAUGGAUUUGAACUUCCAACAGUGGUAUACAUGGCACGAGAGAAACGACCCAACCAUCCUCAUCACUUCAAAGCUGGUGCUGUUAAUGCACUGAUAAGAGUAUCAUCCGAAAUAAGCAAUGCUCCUUUCAUCCUCAACUUGGACUGUGACAUGUACUCCAAUAAUGCAGAUACAAUUCAAGAAAUACUAUGUUUUUUCCUGGACGAAACAAAAGGACAAGAUAUAGCAUAUGUACAAUUUCCCCAAAGCUUCAGUAACAUCACCAAAAAUGACCAGUAUGGAAAUUCUUAUCUUGUAAACGCUAAGGUGAAGUUAGCUGGCAUAUGCGGAUAUGGAGCAGCCUUGUUCUGUGGAACAGGAUGCUUACAUAGAAGAGAAAGUCUUUCAGGAUCUCACUUGAAAGAUUACAAAGUAAAUUGGGAGAAGAAGCCUAAAAGAAACAAUAACAGAACAAUUGAUGAACUGAAUGAAGCAUCGAAGGCUCUUGCCACUUGCACCUAUGAAGAGGGCACCUUAUGGGGGAAGGAGAUGGGAUUAGUGUAUGGUAUUCCUGUAGAAGACGUUGCAACUGGCCUUGUAAUCUCGUGUAGGGGUUGGAAAUCUAUUUAUUACAACCCAGAAAAAAAGGCAUUUAUGGGCAUAGCUCCAACAACCUUGGAUGUAGCAUGUCUUCAGCAUAAGAGGUGGUCAGAAGGCAUGUUCCAAGUUUUCUUCUCCAAGUAUUGCCCUUUCAUUUAUGGGCAUGGAAAGAUACACUUGGGUGUUCAAAUGGGAUAUUGCAAUUACCUCUUGUGGGCUCCUAUGUCCCUGCCCACUCUUUGUUAUGUCAUUAUUCUUCCUAUCUCCUUGUUUCAUGGCAUUCCAUUGUUCCCAAAGCUUUCAAGCAUGUGGGUCAUUCCAUUUGCGUAUGCAUUUCUUGCUACCUAUGGCUAUAGCUUGUGUGAGUAUUUGACUUGUGAAUCCACCACAAAGGCAUGGUGGAAUUUGCAGAGAAUAAAGUUCAUCCACAGAGUCAGCUCUUAUCUCUUUGGUUUCAUCGAUACCAUGACAAAGCAACUAGGAUUGUCACAGACAAACUUUGUGAUCACAGAUAAAGUAGUAACUGAGGAUGUUCGAACCAGAUACGAGCAAGGAAUCAUUGAGUUUGGAGGCUCCUCAAUCAUGUUGACCAUCUUAGGAACAGUGGCUUUGCUGAACCUUUUUGGUCUGGUCGGAGGAAUCGUGAGAAUUCUAAUGGAAUUGGAAUUGAGCUGGAGCCAAUUGAUGAUGCAGAUUUCAGUGAGUUUCUUGGUGGUAAUGAUCAAUUUACCGGUAUAUGAAGCACUUUUCAUUCGUACUGAUAAAGGCUGCAUAUCAUCCUCGAUUAUGCUGAAGUCCAUUGUUGUGGCUUCUUUAGCAUGUUACCUUGGAGCUUUCAUUCGCUAGUGUAGCCAAGAGUCAAAGUGCAAUGUAAUAUGUUUUG